UUCAACUUGAACCGGCUGGUGCCCUGAGCGGUGGCCCAACCAACAACAUUUCAAGCCUGCUAACUUUAAACAAAUAACGUUUUAUUUGUAUUUAUUUGUACUUCAUUUCAGGAGGACCAUAUGAAGGUCUUAUAUCGGAUUACUGAAAACUAGGUGGAUUUUUACUGACCUCAAUCUCAAGAUGUCUAUACUAAUAUUCACUCCCCCGAUUGUGAAGAGGCUUCUAGGCUGGAAAAAGGGCGAACAGAUAAAUGGACAGGAAGAGAAAUGGUGUGAAAAGGCAGUGAAAAGUCUUGUAAAGAAAUUGAAGAAGACAGGACAGCUGGACGAGUUGGAGAAGGCUAUCACGACCCAGAAUAUCAACACCAAAUGCAUUACCAUACCAAGGUCUCUAGAUGGUCGUCUCCAGGUGUCUCAUCGUAAAGGCCUUCCCCAUGUCAUAUACGGCCGUCUGUGGCGUUGGCCAGACCUGCAGUCGCACCACGAGCUCCGGGCCAUAGAGCUCUGUGAGUACGCCUUCCACACCAAGAAGGACGAGGUGUGUGUCAACCCCUACCACUACCAGAGGGUGGAGACACCAGUCCUCCCUCCUGUCCUGGUUCCUAGACAUACAGAUAUCCCUACAGAGUUCCCUCCUUUAGACGACUACAGCCAUUCUAUCCCUGAGAACACCAACUUCCCCGCCGGCAUCGAGCCACAGAGCAACUACAUCCCAGAGACCCCUCCUCCUGGGUAUCUGAGUGAGGAUGGAGAGGCUAGCGACCACCAUCUCAACAACAGCGUGGACACAGGCUCACCCAGUAAUCUGUCACCAGAUCCAGCCUCUCCAGCACACAGCACUAACCUGGACCUCCAGCCAGUAACGUACUGUGAGUCAGCGUUCUGGUGCUCUAUCUCCUAUUAUGAGUUGAACCAGCGUGUGGGUGAGACCUUCCAUGCCUCCCAGCCCUCUCUCACUGUCGACGGCUUUACAGACCCCUCCAACUCAGAACGCUUCUGUCUGGGACUACUGUCCAACGUCAACCGCAACGCUGCCAUGGAGCUCACACGCAGUCACAUAGGCCGGGGUGUGAGGUUGUACUACAUUGGAGGAGAGGUGUUUGCAGAGUGUCUUAGUGACAGUGCCAUCUUUGUCCAGAGUCCCAACUGUAACCAGCGUUACGGCUGGCACCCUGCCACUGUCUGCAAGAUCCCCCCAGGCUGUAACCUGAAGAUCUUUAAUAACCAGGAGUUUGCAGCUCUGCUGGCCCAGUCAGUGAACCAGGGCUUUGAGGCGGUCUACCAACUCACCAGGAUGUGUACCAUACGCAUGAGCUUCGUCAAGGGCUGGGGCGCCGAGUACAGGCGACAGACCGUAACCAGUACCCCGUGUUGGAUUGAGCUGCACCUCAACGGCCCCCUCCAGUGGCUUGAUAAAGUACUGACACAGAUGGGCUCCCCCAGCAUUCGCUGUUCUAGUGUCUCCUAAAUACACACAACACAGGCGCGCAGACACACACACACCACACCACGACACACACACACACCACACCACACCACACCACGACACACACACACACAAAAUAAGGAAAGUAGAGGUUCUCUAAAGUAAGAGGGAGUGUCAGAGAUGAGCACUUAAUUCAACAGGCCUUAUCAUUUCAAGCCCUGGAUACGCGACCAUUGGGAUCUGGCAUGAUUACACACAUCACAGCAACACUCACCCUCACCGUGGGACCCCAUGCAGAGAUAAGCACUUCAUUUCACCUCACACACCCCGUUCACACUGUUAAACGUCCUGGACAGUCAUUCUAAAAAAGUACCUUUUCUCUCACGGCCAACUACCGGGAAGUAGCCCUCCUUGACUGACAGCUCUUUGAAACGCCUUGUGUCAAGCAACUUGGGUGCAGUGAACAGUGUGGCAGUAAUAUCGUCUCAAGCUAAUGUGGUGUUACACAAAGGCAACUCGAACAACAUUUAAAGUGCAUCCAUGUCAAACAUGUUUUAUACGUCGCCCAUUUGGGAUGUCUCUUGUCCACCCAACAUGUCCACCCCCCCCCCACCCCCCACCUUUUUGUUCCGUGCUGGCUGAAGA
This is a messenger RNA of Coregonus clupeaformis (lake whitefish), 2071 nucleotides long. It is a transcript of the gene smad3b, whose product is annotated as SMAD family member 3b. Gene Ontology annotation, molecular function: RNA polymerase II cis-regulatory region sequence-specific DNA binding; I-SMAD binding; DNA-binding transcription factor activity, RNA polymerase II-specific. The transcript is spliced from 9 exons. The record is from RefSeq and is a predicted model, not a curated record. Gene Ontology annotation, cellular component: heteromeric SMAD protein complex. NCBI's taxonomy places the organism in Eukaryota, Metazoa, Chordata, Actinopteri, Salmoniformes, Salmonidae. Gene Ontology annotation, biological process: cell differentiation; anatomical structure morphogenesis; regulation of transcription by RNA polymerase II. The coding region runs from base 182 to 1468 and encodes 428 amino acids.